Messenger RNA from Zophobas morio, 1208 nucleotides. RefSeq names its product transcription factor E2F5-like. Gene Ontology annotation, molecular function: protein dimerization activity; DNA-binding transcription factor activity, RNA polymerase II-specific; RNA polymerase II cis-regulatory region sequence-specific DNA binding. NCBI's taxonomy places the organism in Eukaryota, Metazoa, Arthropoda, Insecta, Coleoptera, Tenebrionidae. Gene Ontology annotation, cellular component: RNA polymerase II transcription regulator complex. The record is from RefSeq and is a predicted model, not a curated record. The transcript is spliced from 6 exons. The coding region runs from base 265 to 1155 and encodes 296 amino acids. Gene Ontology annotation, biological process: regulation of transcription by RNA polymerase II.
CAUUUAGUGCUUUUAGGUGCUUUACCUUUACUUCAAUUUUAUAACCUUAUUAUCCUGUAAGCAAGAUUGUUUAUAUCGUAGAUUUUGCCACCAGUUUUGUUUAGUAAUUGUGUAUCCUUUGAAAAACUGACAUUAGUUGCCCCCUUCCUCAAGUUUUCGCCGAUUUAAACUUUUUUGCACAAAAAGCGAAUUUAUUUGAAUUAUAAUCAGUUACAAAAAACUACUACCAGUUUAAAUGACGACCGUCAAAAAAUAAAACCGACAAUGGGAGAAAACCAACAAAGCAGGUUUGAGAAAUCGUUGGGUCUUUUGACCACUAAAUUCGUCAAUUUGUUGCAAAAGUCAACAGGUGGUGUGUUGGACCUUAAAGUGGCCGCUGAUUUACUAGCCGUAAGACAAAAGCGAAGAAUUUACGACAUCACCAACGUUCUUGAAGGGAUUGGUUUGAUCGAGAAGAAAAGCAAAAACAGUAUUCAAUGGAAACCAUACACUUACAAAGAUGCUCUACCUGGGUGUAACACUCAAGAGUUUGCUUUAAAAGUGAGCAACCUUAAGAAAGAAAUUUCCAAAUUAGAUGAGUUUGAACAAGAGUUGGAUAAACACAAAUUGUGGAUUGAGCAAAGUAUAAAAAACACGACUGAGGAUAUCCAGACGCGGAGAUAUCUAUACGUGAAUAAUGAAGAUUUGUCAAAAAUAUAUAUCGAAGACAACACUGUUUUGGUGUUAAACGCACCAAUUGAUGUCACAACAAUAUGUUACCAGAGUUCAAAUAAUGUCAACUUUUUGAAAAUUCAAUCCCGGGGGACCCCAGUCGCCGCGAAUAUUUUGAGCAUAUUGCAAGACCCGGAGGCGCAAAUGCAGCGCAAACGAUCCCACAGGGUAUCUGUGAAAAGCGAAAUCGAACAACCUGACUGUAAAAGAAGACACUAUGAAGACGAUGAACACGGAGAUUUAAUAGCAGCUGAGAUUUUAUUCAAAAAAAUCUCAAACGAUGUUUCCACCACCCCAGACUGUAAAGAUUUCCUCACGGAAAAAGAGUCUUGUUCAUCAAUUAAUUUAGAUCCUUUGGGUUUUAACCAGGACUACACAUUUGACCUGCUGGAAAACGAAGGCGUUCGUGAUUUAUUUGACAUAAAUUCUAUACCUGUACAAUAAGUCUAAUUUGAUUAAGUGUAUUUUUAAGUCAAUAUAUUAAUUAUAGCAAUAAA